This is a messenger RNA of Ornithodoros turicata, 951 nucleotides long. RefSeq lists its product as uncharacterized. The transcript has a single exon. The coding region runs from base 1 to 951 and encodes 316 amino acids. Lineage: Eukaryota; Metazoa; Arthropoda; Arachnida; Ixodida; Argasidae. The record is from RefSeq and is a predicted model, not a curated record.
AUGCCGCUGAACAUCAGAGUCAGCGAUAUUCAUCACGUUCAUGACUCAUGCCAGCUGCGCAGCCUUUUAAAGAAGUACGAAACUGUAUUUGUCGGAAACAUCGACGGUCACAAGGGUGCCCCGGUCUCACUGGAGUUGAAGGAGAACGCCGCACCUUGCUUCCUGAAGGCUCGACCAGUCCCCUUCGCUCUUAGAAGUACAGUCGAGAAAGAAAUCAACCAGUUAGUCUCCCAAGGGGUUCUGGAGCCGGCGCAGCACUUGGACUGGGCUACACCGCUGGUCGUCGUGAAAAAAAAGGAUGGCAGCAUACGACUGAGUGGUGAUUACCGUAGCACGGUUAACCUGAGGACCAAGGCAUCAUCCUACCCGCUUCCCACGACCACUGAGGUCUUCACCAGACUUCGUGGAGGAAAAAUAUUUUCUACGCUGGAUUUCAAACAAGCGUAUCAGCAGCUCCGAUUGACCACUGCGGCUGCGGAAAUUUUGACUAUUAACACGAUUAAGGGCUUGUUCUGGGUGAAGAGGCUUCCGUUCGGAAUAUCGGCAGCUCCAGGAAUUUUCCAGCGGUUCAUCGACACCUUGCUGGCGGAUAUUCCAGGCACAAGCGCUUACCUGGAUGACGUCAUUGUCUGCGGAAAGGACAUAGAUGAACAUAACUCACGCCUGGAGCAGGUGCUCAGUAAGCUGGAAGGGACGAACCAUCGCCUAAGAAGAGACAAGUUCAAAUUUGCGCUGCCAGAGGUUUCUUACUUAAAACAUCGCAUUGAUGGAGAAGGUCUGCAUCCGACAGACGGCAAGGUCAAGGCAUUGCUUCAGGCCCCAUCACCGAAGUCCAAGACUGAAUUGAAAGCGUUUCUACGCAUGCUGUCGUUUUACGACCGGUUCCUGAGAAACCGCGCCGCCAUAGCAAGGGAUCUGUAUGAACUGCUUAAACACGGCAACAAAUGGUAG